ACAGACGCAUAGUUUUUCCAAUUGCCGAUGAGCAGAGCAUAUCACUGUUCAUCAGUCUUUCUAUAUGCAUCUUGUAGUUUGAUGUGUAAAAUCAUCAAAGUGAGGUAAAUUAUUAACGAAUUUUUGGCGAAAGAUGGAAUCCAGUGGUUUAUUCAAUGGUGCUAUCAGAGUAAAAGAGGAGCCUGCUGCUACUGAUGUACCACUUAUUGAAAAUGAAGGUGUAAUGACUGACGAGAAACCUGAUCUGGAAAACUUUCGACUCUUACCAUUUCCUCGAGAAAAUUCGGCGGUCGAUACACUUCCAAAAUGUGACAUUAAACAUGAAAUAAAAUUUGAUGACGAAGUGGAAAUCGUUGUUGAAUGUGAAGACGUUAAGCCCAACAAGGAUUUAUUAGAAAUUAAGAAAAUUGACCAUUAUACCCCUAAUCACUCGAGAAAUGUAAAGGAUAUUCACGGUUGUGAAACUAAAAAUGUAAUUAAAAUAGAAACGGCAGAAGAUGUGAAACAAGAAUUUGUUGGUUACAAUGUAGAAGAACCGAACUUGAAUCUCGACUUUGAACUUGCCGAUCAAAAUAAAAAAAGGGGAAUAACAAAAAAGUUAACCAAUGAACAUAACCUCAAAACCCACAUGAGUACGGUGCAUAGUGGUGCAGUCCAUACAUGCAAAACAUGUGGAAAGACGUUUAAACACAAGUUUACUCUGAAUAGACACGUUAAAUCAAGGCAUGAUGGUGUUACACAUGCAUGCAAUACGUGCGGAAAGUCAUUCACUCAAAAAAGUUAUCUCAAAACUCACAUCAAUACAGUACAUAAUGGUGUCAAAUGUGCAUGUGACAUAUGCGGAAAAAAAUUUACAAGUAAGGCUAAUCUCAGAAUCCACAUCGAUUCGGUGCACUUAGGUACCACUCAUGCAUGUGAUUUGUGCGAAAAGAAAUUCACAAAGAAGAGUAUUCUUAAAGCCCACAUCGAUAUAAUGCACAAUGAUGUCGCACCUACUUGUGAUACAUGCAGAAAGAAAUUUUUAACGAAAAGCAAUCUCAAACAACAUAUCGAUUCGGCGCACAACGGUGUCACUCACGAAUGUGAUAUUUGUGGAAAGAUAUUUUCAUAUAAAGGUAAUCUCAAAACUCACAUUGACGCAGUGCAUACUAAAAUCACUCAUGAAUGUGUUGUAUGUGGAAAGAAAUUCAAAAGUAAGAAUUAUCUCAAAAUCCAUAUCAUUCCGGCGCACGAUGGUGUUAAAUAAACAUAUAUGCAUGUGAUAUUAGCGGCAAGACAUUCAAAGGAAAAGAUAUUCUUCAAAUCCAUAUAAAUUCGAUUCAUAAAAAGAUUUCGCAUGCAAUCAUUUUAUGCGGAAAAUCAUUUGUUUGUAAAUUUAAUCUCAGAAAACACGUUAACGCGGUACAUAAUUAAAUUGCACAUUUCUGCGAUAUACGCGGAAAGAUGUUUAUAUAAGGGUCAUCUGAAUAGGCA
Trichogramma pretiosum is the source of this 1473-nucleotide messenger RNA. RefSeq names its product oocyte zinc finger protein XlCOF26-like. The record is from RefSeq and is a predicted model, not a curated record. The transcript is spliced from 3 exons. Lineage: Eukaryota; Metazoa; Arthropoda; Insecta; Hymenoptera; Trichogrammatidae. Bases 134 to 1246 code for a protein of 370 amino acids.